AUGCUGUGCUUUAGAUACUACCCUGUUUCAGUGUCUCCGUCUGUCUCUAGGGGACCCCCUAAGUUACCCUCUCCAGAAGCAGAGGGCCUCCCUUCAGGGGCCCCUCAGGGGGCCCCUAGGGGGCCCCCCCAAGGUUUGCCUUCAAGGGCGAGGAAGAAGAAGGAAGAAGCAGCAGUAGUAGCUGCAGCAGCUGCAGCAGCAGCAGCUGCUGCUGCUGCUGCUGCUACACUGCAGCGGCAACAGGGGCCCCCUCUGUUGAGGCGCCGAGCUCGCAGUUCAAUAGCAGAGGGCAGAGGGGCCCCACAAGUUAAUGACGGGGGGCCCCUCUCUCCUUCUCCUUCUCAAGAGCUGUCUGCUUGGGGGCCCCUACAGGGGGGCCCCCCCCCUCUACCCUUGGCUUCCCUACGCUGGAGCAGCCCUCCUUCACGCCCUUCUUUGUUUGCUUCCAGCCAAAUAAACAAACCCUCACUUACUGAGCAGCAGAAGCAGCAACAACAACAGAGACAGCAGCAGCAGCAACACGAACAGAAACAGCAGAACGAACAACAACAACAACAACAACAACAACUGCAACAGCAGCAGCAGCAGCAGCAGCAGCAGCAAAAACAGCAGCAGCAAAAACAGCAGCAGCAACAAGACCAGCGGCAACAGCAGCCGCAACAAGACCAGCAACAGCAACAAGACCAGCAAGAGCAACAAUACAAGCAGCAGCAGCAGCAGCAAAAGCAGCAACAGGAACGAAGCUGCUGGCCCCCACUAGUUGAGUCGUUCGAAGAGGGGGCCCCCCAUAAAGGGGCCCCUAAAGAACAUCAGCAGUCUUCUAUAGGGGCCCUUAGAGGGGAGGCGGCGGGGGGCCCCCCUGCUGCUGCUGCUGCUGCUGCUGCUGCUGCUGCUGCAUGCGCAAACACCCGACGCAAGCGCAGCAGCAGCAAACGAGUGAUAGGAGGAGCAGCAGAGAAAAACAGAAAAAUAAACAAGGGAAUAAGAGAAGGAAGCAAUAACGUUCAGGGGGGGCCCUCAAACACCAGCAGCAACAGCAGCAGCAACAGCAGCAAAGAGAGCCUCACGCAACCUCAGCCAGACAACCAGCAUCAUCAGCACAAACAGCCGCAGCAGCAGCAGCAGCAGCCGCAGCAGCAGCUGCUGCAGCAGCAGCAGAUUGAACCAGGGCGGGAGAGAGCGGUUCUUGCAACAGCACCAACGGAUGCUUCUGUAGAGGUCUCCUUAUCAGCGGGGGUCCCAGCAGCAGCAGCACCUGCCUCUCCUGCUGCUGCUGCAGCAGGCGCAGCAGGUUCAGCAGCGGCUGCAGCAAUAGAAGCAUCGGCAGCAACUGCAGCAGCAGGAGCAGCGAAAGAUGCUGCAGCCGACGAAAACAAACAAAAAGCACCGGUGCAGCAGCAACAGCAGCAGCCCCAGCUACUGCUGGAGGCGCAGCAACAGCAACACGACGAGCAGCAGCUGCUGCUGGAGAAGCAGCAGCAACAGCACGACCAGCAGCAGCUGCUGCUGGAGGAGGGGGAAGAGAAGCAGCAGCAGCAAGACCAGCAGCAGCAGCAGCAGCCGCAGCAGCAGCUGCUGCAGCAGCAGCAGAUUGAACCAGGGCGGGAGAGAGCGGUUCUUGCAACAGCACCAACGGAUGCUUCUGUAGAGGUCUCCUUAUCAGCGGGGGUCCCAGCAGCAGCAGCACCUGCCUCUCCUGCUGCUGCUGCAGCAGGCGCAGCAGGUUCAGCAGCGGCUGCAGCAAUAGAAGCAUCGGCAGCAACUGCAGCAGCAGGAGCAGCGAAAGAUGCUGCAGCCGACGAAAACAAACAAAAAGCACCGGUAGUGGAAGCAGCAAGCAAGCCCCCGUCCCAGACAACAGCAGCAGCAGCAGCAGCAGAAGCAGAAGCAGCACAAGCAGCAGCAAAAGCAGCAAGGGGAUGUCCAAGGGCGGCAGCCGCAGAGCCCGAAACAGCUGCGGAUGCUGUUGUAGGUGCAGCAGCAACAGCAGCAGCCCCAGCUACUGCUGGAGGCGCAGCAACAGCAACACGACGAGCAGCAGCUGCUGCUGGAGAAGCAGCAGCAACAGCACGACCAGCAGCAGCUGCUGCUGGAGGAGGGGGAAGAGAAGCAGCAGCAGCAAGACCAGGUGCUGCUGCACCUCCAGCAGCACCAGAUGCAGCAGCUUCUGCUGCAUGCAAGCAGAGGAGCGCCAGCAGAAAGGGUUUAAUUGCUGCUCUGAGGGCUGCAUUCCCCCACUGCCCCUUCGCGUCUCUCAGCUCUCCUGAGCAACCUCCUGCUGCUGCUGCUCCUGCUGCUCCUGCUGCUCCCGAUCCUGCAGAUAGUGAUGUGGCUGCUGCUGCUACUGCUGCUGCUUCCGGACCUGCUGCUGCUGUUGCCGCUGCAUCUGCUGACAUGGAGACGGAUUCUUCUGGGAAGGCUGCUCUGGACCCCUUUGAUGCUGCUUCUGCUGCUGCUUCUGCUGCUGCUUCUGCUGCUGCUGGUGCCGCAGAAGCAACAGACGCUGCCGCUGCAGCUCCACAUUUUGCUGCUCCCGUUGCUUCUGCUGCUGCUCACCGCUCACUCAAGCAGCAGCAGCAGCAGCAGCAGGAUCAGCAGCAGCAGCAAACACUGGGAGGUUGCGAAGCCGACGAGCAGAAACGUCAAACACGGGCUGCAGCAACAGCAACAGCAGCAGCAGCAACAGAAGCAGCAGCAGCAGCAGCAAACGCAGCUGCCUCUGAAGGCCCCAUGCCUAUGGAAAGAAGCGGGGGCAGCUGCAGCACACGGGGGGAGAGCAGCAGCGACAGCAACAGAGACGCUCCUAGCUGCAGCGGCCCCGCUGCUGCUAAUGCUGGUGCUGCUGCUGCUAAUGCUGGUGCUGCUGCUGCUAAUGCUGGUGCUGCUGCUGCUGGGGAUGCUUCUACGGCUGCUGCUAACGACUGGCGAAUAGAGUUAAGAAGGCGUAGACAGCAGAGAAGGCUGCCGCUUGAGGCCGCAGCAGCAGCUACAGCAAGUGCAUCAACAGCAGCAGCAGCACCAGCAGCAGCGGCAAAUACCGCAGCAGCAGCACGACCCAAGCAGCAGCGUGCUGCAGCACAUCGACUGCGGUGCAGCAGCGCAGCCUCCGUGCAAUCUCCUUUUAAGAGAGUCUCUCCUGCUGCUGCCUCUUCUGCUGCAGCAGUUCACCACAGCACGGGAGACUGGAGAGGGAGACGCAUAGCAGCAGCCACAGGCGUACAACAGCAGCAGCAACAACAGCAACAGCAGCAGCAGCAGCAGCUGCUGCUGCUGCAGCUUCGUGAGACAAAUGUUGAUUCCUCCUGCAGUACGUGGCUAUCUGCUGCUGCGGAGGAGGAGGACCCCGUUACUCUGGCAGCAGCAGCAGCAGCAACAGCAGCAGAAGCAACAGAUGCAAGUGCAGCAGCAGCAGAUGCACCAGAGGAUCUUGCUGCUGCGCAGAGGCAGUGCGUGGACAGCAGCAGCAGCAACCGCAACAACAACAACAACAAGAGGCCUGAAGCCCUUGGCAGCAGCAGAAGCAGCAGCUACAGCAGCAUCAACAGUGGGACGUGCAGCAGCAACGUGAGGCCCUCAACCAGAAAGGCGCAAAGCAGCAGCAGCUGCAGCAGCAGCAGCAGCAGCAGCGACUGCAGCAAUGGCAGCAGAAGCAGCGGCAGCAUCAGGAGCAGGCUUCUGUUAAGGAGUGCUCACAGCACGAGCAGCAACUGUAGCAGCACUAGUAACCAUAACAUCAGCAGCGGCAACAGCAGCAGCUGCAGCAGCAGCAAAACAAAUGUACAAGUUUUGCUGCGCCGCCUUGCUGCUGCACAGGGGCCCCGACGGGGGCCCCCCGCCGGCAGCAAUUCUUCCCUGGAUAUGCAGCAGCUUAUCAGCGCUGUCACGAGUGCAGGUGAAGACUCUCAAGGCGAUGCUGCUGCUGCAUCUGCUGCUGCUGCUGCUGCUGCGGAUUGGGAUGAGGCCGCUGCUGCUGCGACCUUGCCUGGUGCUGAUGCUGAUGCUGAUGCUGAUGGUGCUGUUGCUGCUGCUGCUGCUACUCGACAGAGAAGGCGGUGCAGCAAUCUGCAAGCUAUGUACACGCAACAGCAGCGCGAGCCUUCUCCUUCCACUCGGGGGCAGCAGCAGCAGCAGCAGCAGCAGCAACGGCAAAAACAGCAACAACAGCAACAGCACGAACUCCACGAGCUGCAGCAGCGGCGACUCCAAACUCUCCUGCAGCAGCAGAAGCAAAAGCUGCAGCAUGCGCAGCAGCAGCAACGGCAGCACGACGAGGGGCAGCAGCAACUGUGGAACUGUGGAUAUGACAGCAGCAACAGCAGCAGCAGCAAUGGCACAGGCAGCAGCAGCAGCAGCGGCAGCAGAAAAGACAGCAGCAGCAGCAGCAGCAGAGGCAGAGGCAAAGGCAGCAGCAACAGCAGCAGAAGGAGGCACCUGAAGAGACAGCAGGCGCGCGUGCGGCUUCUCGCAGCCUCCUUGGAAGGCUGCAGCAGCAGCAGCAGCAAGACGGAGCAGCAGCAGCAGCAGCAGCAGCAGCAGUGCCAGUUCUGGCACCAUAGAGCUCACCCAAAGUUCUUGAAAGACAUUCAGCUGCAGCAGAAGCAGAAGCAGCAGCAGCAACAGCAGCCGCAGCGGCAGCAGCAGUUUCUGUUGCAGCAAGAACCUCUUGACGCUCCCCUUCACCAGCAAAGGAAGCUCUUAUACUUAAACAGGGCCUCGACAAUCAGGCAGCAGCGGCAGCAGAAGGAGCAGCAGCUACAGCAGCAGCUGCUGCAGCAGCAACAGCAGCAGAAGCAAACGGGCUGGGGGAGGCCCCGCGCUGGAGCUGCUGCUGCCUUCGGUCUUCUUGAGGCUGCAGCUGCUGCUGUAAUAUCCGACUGGCAAGAAGAAGAAGCAGCAGCAGCAGCAACAGAAGCAGCAGCAGCAGCAGCGGGAGCAGCAGAAAAACGAGAGUCAACAACAACACCAGCAGCAGCAACAGCAGGAGCAACAGCAGCAGCAACGCAUGGCGCAGCAAAUCCCUUUCGUCGUGCUGCUUCUCACAACUUCGUUGCUGCUGAUGCUGCUGCCUCUGCCGUUGACCGUCGGGGUAUGAUGCAGCAGCAGCAGCAACAGCUGCAGCAGCAGGUGCAUCAGUUGCAGCAGCACCAGCGGAUGCGGCGGCAGCAAAGUCAGCGACUGCUGCGACUGGAGCAGCAGGAGCCUGAGCAGCAGCAGCAGCAGCAUCAGCAGCGUACUGCUGCUUCUUCUUGCUGCUUCUCUGCAUCGUCUUCUUUCUCCUGCACUCCUGCUUGUCUCUCAGUUUUGCUGCAGCAGCAACUGAAGCCUCCACAGCCCAAAGUAGGGGCCCCCUCUUUGCUGCUGCCGAGCCGCCGCAGGCCCCGUUCAACCAGCAGCAGCAGCAGCAGCAGCAGCAGUAGGAGUAGUUGUAGCAGCAGCAGCAGUGAAGACCGCAAGCGCCGCAGGAGUCGCCGCAACAGCAGGAGCAGCAGGAGACAGAGCUUCAAGCGGCAGCAAACUCACAGACUGAGGAGACACUUAGCAGCAGGGGGACCCGUUGCUAGUGCAAGCAGCAGCAGCAGCAGCAGCAGCAGCAGCAACAACAACAACAACUUCCUUGUUUGCCGUGAGGUGGUGAAGGAUUUAUGCGAAGAAGUUAUGAGGGAAGUCCUGCCGGGGCUGCUGCAGCAGGCUGCUAGUGCUGCUGCUAGUGCUGCUGCUGCUGCUGCUAUUGCUGCUGUGACUCAGACAAGCGCAGCAAGAACAGGCCAAAGAGAUUAUCCUCCAGCAGCAACUGCAGCAACAGAUGGUGCAGCAGCAGAUGCAGCAGAUGAAGCAGCACCAGCGGCGACGGAACAGCAGGAGGCAUCAGCUCUUGCUGCUGCUGCUGCAGGUGCUGUCGCUGCAGGUGCUGCCGAUGCUUGGGAUGAAGAAAGCAAGCAGCAGCACCUGCAGCAGCAGCUUCAGCAGCAGCAACAGCAGCAGCAACAGCAGCAGCAGCAGCAGCAACAUCUGAAACAGAGGUAUCUGCAGCAAACGCAGAAGCACCAGCAGCAGGAGCAGGAGGAGGAUGAGGGGCAGCUGGAGCAGCAGCAAGAGCAGCAGCUUUUGCUGCUGCAAGAGCUGGAGCAAGAGGUGCAGCAGCAGCCGGGCCCCUGCUCGCGGCUGCUUUCUCCCCUGGUUAUUUUAUCUGAAGAUGAUUCGCCGCUGCAGCAGCAGCAACAACAACAGCAGCAGCGGCACCAGCAGCAGCAGCAAUGGCAGCAGCUGCAACAGCAGCAGCAACGACACCAGCAGCAGCAAGGACAGAAACACCAGCUGCUGCUGCGGCAGCCGCAGCAAAAGCAGCGGACGCAACGAGAAUACCAGCAGCAGCAGCACCCGAAGCAAAAGCAGCUGCAGCAGCGGCAGCAGCAUGAGAAGCAGAAACAGCUGCAGCACCAGCAACGGCAACAAACAAGAAAACAGCAGCAGCAGCAGCAGCAGCAGCAAGAGGAGGAGCAGCAGCACUUUUAUCCUUAUGCAAUAAAGAGCGAAUUUGAAGAGGCGCCUCUUUAUACAGGCCCCUCCCUAACCCUAACAGGCGACAGCCAUGCAGCAGCAGCAGCUGCAGCUGCAGCAGCUGCAGCAGCAGCAGCAGCAGCAGCAGUAGAUGGGGACGCCACUUUGAGCAGCAGCAGCAACUGCAUGCCAGUCGAAAUGAAGAGCGAAGGACAAACGACAGGGGAAGAUGUCGCUGCAUGCAGCUUCUCAGGGCUGCACACCCCUGCUGCUGCUGCUGCUGCUACUGCUGAAGUUAGUAAGGAUGCUGCUGCUGCUGCUGCUGCUGCUGCUUCCCUGGACCCUACGGAAGAGUGCCUGCAGCCUUACGGCGUGUCGAAGCAGGAGCAGCAGGAGCAGCAGCAGCAGCAGCAGCAGGUUGAGGACGAGGAAGAGGAGGAGGAAGAGCAGCAGCAGCAGCAGCAGCAGCAACAGCAGUUUGACGCAGCAGCAGACUGCGCCGUACUAUGCCACCAGCUACCCCAAGAAUUACUGCCGGGGGCCCCCACCCUAAGCAUGGGGGGCCCCCCGCUAAAAGGAGCGGCAGCAAAAGAAGAAAAAGAUAUUCGCAGCUUCCCUCAAACUCGAUCACGCACCCAAGCUCAGGGGCCCCCACAUGCAGAGGAAGUAUUAGGGGGGCCCCCACGGGUUUCCCUCUUUAGGCCGAGGCGAGCCUCUAGCUGUUACAACCGCAGCAACAUCAGCAGCAGCCGCAGCAGCAGCAGCAACAGCAGCAGCAGCCGCAGCAGCAGCAGCAGCAGCACCAGUGGUGCUUGCAUUGACCCUUCAAGACCUUCUCUUCCCUUCUGCGAGCAGGCAAGACGUAGGGGGGCCCCCGUCGAUACCCUGGCCGACUUGGGCGAUACGAGGGGCCCCAGGGGCCCCACGGGGCCCCCCAGAGGGCCCCCUACAGAUGCAUUUGCAGUCUGCUGCAGCAGCAAGGGGGCCCCCCAUCCGUCUGGGGGCCCCAUAGCAGAGACAGCCGCUGGCUGGGAGCCCCUUCAGGGGCCCCCAACUGGUGCAGGGGGUCCCCAGGGGGCCCCUCAGGGGCCCUCAGCUGAGGCAAGGGGCCCCCCUGGGGCCCCCGGAGGGCCCCCAAGGGGCCCCCUAACUCGACGACUUGGUCAACCUUCUCUCGAGAGGAAACCUGAAGGAAAGGGGGCCCCCAAAAGGGGUCCCCUACGCAAGGAGGCCCCCAACAAGGGGCCCCCAAGUGGGGGGCCCCCCAACAAGGGGGCCCCAAGUGGGGGCCCCCCCAACAAGGGGGCUUCAAGUAGGGAGCCCCCCGAGGGUAAGUUGGGUAUUAAUGAAGAAGAACUGUCACGAGGUGUACGGGCAGCUGCUUGCAUGCGCCCCUUUAAGGCAUUAAUUGAAGAGUAUAUGGUGGAGGGAGAGAAAAAAAUAAUCAAAGUCCUAUGGGAAGACAACACCACCUCUUGGGAAGCUGCUGAUGCAGUUGCAUGCAUGCAGCAGCAGCAGCAGCAGCAGAAGCAGCAGAAAGGGCAGCAACAGCAGCAGAAAAAAGUUCAGAUGCAGCAGCAGCAGAAAGGGCAGCAGCAGCAACCACCUGCUGCUGCAAAUGCCGGUGUGGCUACAAAGGCUGCUAAGAGGAAACAAAACACCAAACCCUAA
This is a messenger RNA of Eimeria acervulina, 8169 nucleotides long. RefSeq lists its product as hypothetical. Gene Ontology annotation, molecular function: ubiquitin protein ligase activity. NCBI's taxonomy places the organism in Eukaryota, Apicomplexa, Conoidasida, Eucoccidiorida, Eimeriidae. The record is from RefSeq and is a predicted model, not a curated record. The coding region runs from base 1 to 8169 and encodes 2722 amino acids. The transcript has 6 exons. Gene Ontology annotation, biological process: protein ubiquitination.